AUGAGGACACAGCUCAGGGCCCUGAAUUUUGGGAUCCCUCCCCAGAAUCGCCUGUGCUGCCCCAGGAUUGAGGAUGGAGAAUUUGGAGAGUUUCCCCAACCUGAGGUACAGCAGCUCCUCCUCCCGGGGCUCUCCCGGGCUGGGGAAGGGGACCAGCUGUCCCCAGGGGGCUGUGACACCCCCCUCGCCCUCCCUGAGCUCUGCAGGUUCCUCUGCCUGGCUGGGAACCGCAUCCAGAGGGUGCAGAACCUGCAGGGGCUGUCCCAGCUCAGCGUCCUGGACCUGUCCCACAACCUGAUCCAGGUGCUGCACACAGGUGGGAGCAGGAACCCCUCCGGGGCUGCCUGCAUUCCCGUGCCCUCCUGCCUCGGUUUCCCCGGCUGUGGGGGUGCUGGGGGGCUUUGGGGGAGCAGGAAUUGUGGCUCCCAGCUCAGCCCCCCUGUGCUUUCCCUCUCUCCUGGCAGAGGAGCUGCCCCGCAGCCUCCGGAUCCUCGACCUGGCAGGGAACCAGUGCACCCGGCAGGAGGGAUACAGGGAUUGAAUCCCUGCUCUCCCCCCUGCGGCUCUGAUUUCCUCGGGGGGCUGCAGCGGGAGCUGGCGGGGCGGGCGCGGCUGCGGCGGGCGAUCAGCCGGGAGGAGCACCGGGCGCGGCUGGAGGAGCUGCGGGAGCGCCGGGCUCUGCUGCUGGGCUCGGGGCAGCACGGCACGGCCCGGCCGUGUCCCCAGCUCUGUCCCCAGCGGGAGCCGGGGGCACGGCUGUCACCUCUGCCGGCAUCCAGCGGCUCCCUGGGGGCUCCUGGCGCCAUCCAGCCCCCAGGCGAGGCUCUGGAGGAGGAGACCCGUGCCAAAGGAGCAGGAAAUGGGCAGUUAUCCCAAAUAUCCUGCAGCAGCAGCCAGGAAUAAA
Messenger RNA from Haemorhous mexicanus (house finch), 904 nucleotides. RefSeq lists its product as uncharacterized. NCBI's taxonomy places the organism in Eukaryota, Metazoa, Chordata, Aves, Passeriformes, Fringillidae. The record is from RefSeq and is a predicted model, not a curated record. The transcript is spliced from 4 exons. Bases 1 to 903 code for a protein of 300 amino acids.